Molecule: messenger RNA, 5271 nt
Organism: Sphaerulina musiva SO2202
Lineage: Eukaryota; Fungi; Ascomycota; Dothideomycetes; Mycosphaerellales; Mycosphaerellaceae
Exons: 1
Coding region: 211-5103 (1630 amino acids)
Biological process (GO): regulation of ARF protein signal transduction
Molecular function (GO): guanyl-nucleotide exchange factor activity
Source: RefSeq, a predicted model, not a curated record
CUUCGCCGUUAGAACUACUGUCGUUCGAUCUGAACCGAACCACGCGCUCGGUGUACACACACACACACACACAUCAUACACGCGCUCAUACACCACCCUUGGGUACCUUACUUCUUGGCUCGACAAUCACCCAUCAUCCCAUCACCCCUUCGCUUCGACUGCUUGCGAUAGCCCCAAUGCCCACGCCUUACGCAGCAAGGCGUUCCGGUAAUGCCGCUUCUGCGACGCAAGAGUAUACUGCUCUGGGACAGCAAGAAACUGCAUCGUCAGCAGCAUGAGCAGCAGCAGCAGCAGCAACAGGAGCAGCCGCAUCAGCAUCAUCAGCAUGAGCAUGAGCAUGUGCAUGAUCCUGGUGUGGAGGACUCGCCCUGCGGCAGCAGCCUGACUACUACUCCCAGUUUAGACCAUCCUGCCCGGCCACCCAGCUCCUCAACAUCCGCAUCCUCGUCGCUCCACCCUAGCGCCGCCGCGAGCGCUGCCCUCCUACAACACCAUCCGACUCUGAGCUCCCUCCCUCGCCCCGUCAGUGUCGCCGGCGAAUGGCCCGUCGGCACUUCACGACUGUCACACGAACUCCACCCAGAUGACAUCGCCGAAACCAGCGCCGAUGAUCACCAUGAGAAUCCUGGGCAGUCGCGCUCGCGCUUCAGCCUGAUGAAGUUACGCAACCACUCCGAACCGCAUCUGUGGUCGCGCGCAAAAUUGGAGGCCGAAAGAGAAAGAGAAAGAGCGGGAGAAGCACUUCCUCCCAUUCCUGCCGUCACGGCCGAGGGCGUGCUUCCCAUGAUCGUCAAAACCGCGCCGACCAUGGGCGCUGCCGAGCCGGAUGUGCAGCAGCAGGGCCGUGAGAGGCAGCUCCGGCCGUCGGUAUUCAGGAAACCAACGACAAGAUCACGGGCAUCGGAACAGGACCGCAGACCCUCUACAGACAUGGCGCGAUCGGCGAAAAAGGGCUCCUCGUUGCGAUGGCGCCGGGGAAAGACGAGUGGCCUGGAGGAUCUGCACAGGCUCUCGACAAUGCACCUCCACGACCAGCACAGCGCACCUCCCUCAUACGGCGAGCACUCCAGUUCGGCCCUUGCCGUGCCAGUCUCCCAAGCAUCCGAUCCUCGAAUCUCGGAAUCCUCCCGAUCCGAUGGCAGUUCUGGGGACGGGCAGAUCUAUGGCAGUACAACGACAACAACGCAUACCGUCCAGACGCAUACGACCUUCUUCAAAUUGCCACGCCGGAAUAAGAAUCGCAACUCGCUGUUCCCGCUUCCUAUCAAGCUGCCUCCUCCCGAUGCGUCCCCACACGAUACGAACGAGCCCACCACGCCGCGCGCUUCCACGCACUCUCUCACUCCAGAAGCCGUGGCAACUCCUUCGACAGAGGUGACUGCUGUACGGGGAGCCCAUGCAGAAACGGAAGCCUUCAGUCAAGGCUCGCCCAAGAAGCUCUCUUUUGCAGAUCCUGACAUGAGUCUGUUCCGGCGAAGCUCUUCUCGAUCAGAAGCGUCCAAUACAUCAUCGCCACUACAACCGCCGAUACGAUUUGGUAUGCGAGAUAGAUCCUCCACUCAGAGCUCGUCUGGGGCGCGCAGUGGUGGUGAUGCAGACACGCCGCCACCACUCUCGGCUAGUGGCAGAAACUCUACUUCCACUGCAGGACGGUCCAGCUUUGGUGGUCUAUUGAACCUGUCACGAUUCCGGCAGAGUUCCGAACCGCACUCGCCGCGACAUGGCUCGCCUGGCACCAGAAGCAAGUCAAACUCCUUUGCGAUGAGUCGGGAAGCACUGGUGAUACCGGAGCGGGAAGACGGCGAUACGCCUGGAAAGUAUCUGGAGCGUCUACAGUCUGCUGUGCCAAGGAGCGUGAUUGCUGGGAUAUUGUCAAAAUCGUCGGAUUCAUUUGCGCAGGCGGUGCUUCGCAGUUACACGAGAAGAUUCCCAUUCUUCACAGAGCCGAUCGAUAUGUCGCUUCGGAAGUUCCUACUGGAAGCUGAAUUGCCCAAAGAAACGCAGCAGGUGGACCGCGUGAUACAAGCCUUUGCGGACCGAUACCACGAGUGCAAUCCUGGAAUUUAUUCCUCUGCAGAUGUCGCGUACAUUAUCGCCUUUUCGAUCAUGAUGUUGCACACGGAUGCCUUCAAUCGCAAUAACAAGAGGAAAAUGCAGAAACAAGAUUACAUCAAGAACACCUCCGGACAAGGCAUCUCUGACGAGGUAUUGGCCUGCUUUUAUGACAAUAUCUGCUACACGCCAUUCAUUCAUUACGACGAGGAUGUGGAUAUCAAUGGUGAGCGGGUACUUCACUUCACCCAAUCGAGCAAGUCUGGUGGGAGGUUAAAGAGUGCAAUACCCGGAGCUGCGGACAUCACGAGGAAGCCUUCAGGGCCUGUUGAUCCAUACAAUCUCAUUGUGGAGCAGAAGCUGGAUACACUCCGUCCCUCCAUCAAGGACAGUAUAAUGAUGGACGAUCCGUACGACUAUCGUGGAAGUCACGGCGACCUUGACCCGCAGUAUCUGCAGCGGGCUUUCACGCAUACAGGAAUCAUUCAAAUCAUCUCGGCAAGAUCGCGUCCGGCAGCAUACGAGAGCCAGGUAGUGAAUGGGCAACCCAACUUGACCGAAACACAGCAGGGCAUUGUCGAUCUCAAAAUUACCAAAGUCGGGUUACUGUGGCGGAAAUCUGCCAAGAAGAAGAAGACGAGAAGUCCAUGGCAGGAAUGGGGCGCGAUUCUUACGGGUUCGCAGUUGUACCUAUUCAAAAACUCGCACUGGGCAAAGGGACUGAUGCACCAGUUUGUCACCCAUCAGAAGCCUGGCCAAUCGAGAACCCCUGUGGUGUUUAAGCCUCCGUUGCAAGACUUCAAGCCGGAUGCGCUGAUCAAGACCGACAAUGCCGUGGCGCUUGUGGAUGCCACGUACACGCGGCAUAAAAAUGCUUUUACCUUUAUUAGCAAUUCCGGGCAGGAGGAAGUCUUAUUGGCCGACAACGAGAGUGAACUGCAUGAUUGGUUGGGCUUGAUCAACUAUGCUGCUGCAUUUCGCGCGGCCGGCGUGCGCAUUCGUGGCAUGACGGGGAGUAAUGACGAAAGUACGUCUGCGCCGUCCCUGACGAGAAUACAGUCAUCCAGUUCGUCGAAAUCGUUUCACACGCAGAACGGCGAAGUCACGGUGUCGCGCAGAGGUCUCGGUGCACAGCUUCAGCGGCAGGUCAUGGCUGCACGGCGGCAGAUUAUGAUUCGGAAAAUUGCUGAGAUUGAGGGCGAGAUCGAGAAUGCUUACAGGCAACUGGACGGCAUGCUGCGCAAUGCGCGACAUCUUCUCAUACUCGCGCCGAUAGCACCGCGCACACGAGAUGAAGUCGUUCUUGCGGCGGGUCGAGCUGACGCCACGAUCAAAUGGCUGCGUCGCGACAUGUGGCGCCUAAAGUGUCACCGCGACAUCCUUGCAAUGGAUGUCAGGAUCGAUGGCAUGACUGCGAGUGAGCUCGAAAGGCUCAUGCCUCAUCACCAGCCGGCCGAGCUCGAGUCGGCGCGAAAAGACAGGCCAAAGUUACUUACGAGGUUCGGUUCCCACAAAAUCGCCAAGAGUCCGCCGCAAAGUCCAUCAGCCUUGAACUUCAACAGACCUCCGACGAGGGAGUCGAUCGACGAGGGUUCCGGAGAAACGUCGACGACACAACCCAAGCCUGCGCGUGCACAGAAAGAGGAAAGUAGCUGGCGGCUCCCGCCUCUGAGCCUUAAUGCACCUCCAGAGGAACAGCAGAACCGACGAUCCGUCAGCAGUACGCUUCUCUCCGCUUCGCCGCCAGCAAGUCGGACUAGCCUCCAGCACUCGCACUCUGCGAAUAGCAUCCAGGCCGUGCGCACUCACUCAUUCGAACCUUCAGAGAAUGGUAAUUCUGGCAAGCUCUCACAGACUGCCAGUGUGGAUGAGCAAGAACUCCAGCGACUCGCACGAGCGAACACGAAUAUCGAUUCUGCUAUUGGGCAAGACCGCAGCGCUAGUGGCGAUGCUGCAGCACUAAGCACGUCGCCAGAGAGCAACAAGCACAAAGGUGUGCGUAGGAGUCUGCACAAGACUUUGCGCGAGCACCAUCAUGGCAGUCACACGCAUCGACAUCGUCGCAACAAGGAUAGCGAAAGCACUGUGCGUUCGGGCGUCGCCGAAGCGAUGGAGCCCGAAGUGACGACCCCUGGUUUAACUCGCGAAAAACCUCGGUUUAUCCUUCAUGGAAAACAGGCAUCUGUCGUGCAAUUCGGUGGUGACUGGGAGCGCAUGAAACUUCGGAGAGAACAGUACGAAGCUGGGCGUGCCUCCAGUGAAUAUCAAUCGCAGCUCGACGCUGCAUAUCAACGUAGACGGUCCGAGGCUCAAGAGCGACUCCGCGCUGGUAUGACGAGUCCAGUAGUGCAAGAGCUCAGAAACAGUUGCACCACAGACGAUGACGAUGACUCAGCCAGUAUACUGUCAGCCGAAUCCCGCAGCUUUAGGUCAGAUGCGGAAGCUGCUGCAGCGUUUGCUGCUGUUGGUCAUUCGGGAAAGUCAUUGGACUCUGAUGAAGAAGAAUCAGAAUUCCCUGGCUUCGACCUUUCGGACUGGGAUCCAGAUACUGGGCGGAGGACCACCAUCCUCGGACCAUUCCCUGUACAGCCAUUGCAACAGCAGCAGACUCCGACCAAACGCAGACGUUUCAGCAGUCUUCAAAAAGGACGGGAUGGUAAUAUUGAAGACGUCGAGGAAUACGAAUCUUCGCAUCACAAUAAUCCAGAGAACAAGGGCAUUUCAACAUCAGCAUCUGCCCACUCGACGAGUCCUACAGGCAGUCGAGUGGUAACUCCACCGGAUAUCCCAAGGAACAGGGAAAAUAGGCGUACGGUAAUUGGUCCUCCCACUUUUCCACCAUAUCAGGCAUUAGCGACGGCGCAUCAGGGAUCCUAUUCGACUAGGGCUACGACUACUGAAGAGGAGGCAGAAUCCAGUAGUGCGAGGGGUUCAUUCGUAGAAGGCGAACAUGGAUUUGUAAGAGCUAUUGGGGACGAUGAGUUGCGGAGUAUGAGUUCAAGUCUGAACUCGAGUCCAGAGAAGAAGCAGAAGAAGCAGAGCUCGAUCUAAGUCGGUGGAUCGGGAUGAAAACAAAAAAGUCUACCAUGGACAUGGUUUUUUGUGUGUGAGAGUAUAGUUUUUAUGUGUGUAAGACUUUUUGUAGUUCAAAAGGGCAGGACUGGAAUGAUACCCGAGAUGGAAAGCCAUGCGUUUCGAAUGGAAUUGAAUUGAAUUGAA